AUGUCGCGAUCGGCUCGUACGAACACCAACAGUCAUCUAUUCAAUGUUGGCGACUAUCGUCGUGAGGCUGUAAAAGUGUAUUCAGGUAAGAAAUUUUUUGAUCCAAACAAUGCUGAAGCAGUAGCAAUUCGAAAACAAUGUGCCCAGAAUGCAUUGGAAGAUAUGUGCAACUUUCUUCAGAACGAAGGUGAAGUAGCCAUAUUUGAUGCAACCAAUACAACCUGCGAGCGACGCCGUAUAAUAUACAAUUAUUGUACGGAAAUGUGUUGCUUUCGUGUUUUCUUUGUUGAACCAAUUUGUGAUUUGCCGGAAAUCAUUGAAGCGAAUAUUCGAGAAGUGAAACUUAAAAGUCCUGAUUACAAAGAUGUACCACAAGCGGAAGCCUUCCAAGAUUUUCUUUCACGUAUUGAACUCUAUAAAAAACAGUACGAACCAAUUGAUGAUAAAAUAGAAGAAAAGCAUUAUUCAUUUAUCAAAAUUUAUAAUUGUGGUGAACGAUUUCUAGUUCAUAAGAUCGGUGGCAAUAUUCAAAGUCGUGUCGUUUAUUUUCUCAUGAAUAUCCAUGUUCUCCCGAGAACUAUUUAUCUUACUAUGGUCAGUUAA
Molecule: messenger RNA, 603 nt
Organism: Rotaria sp. Silwood2
Lineage: Eukaryota; Metazoa; Rotifera; Eurotatoria; Philodinida; Philodinidae
Source: the annotation of a GenBank genome assembly